AUCUAUUUCACAAUCAUCUACAGGUGUCUCUUAGGAUCAGAGGAUCGCAUUUCUGCGCUGCAGCCAUCUUGACAGACCACUGGCUUUUGACUGCUGCUCACUGCUUUGCAAGUGUAUCCGCGGAAUUCCUUCACAAUAUUGAGACUGUAGCAGGUGAAUUCAACCAAAGAAAAGUUGACAGAGGGGAGCAGAACUUCCACAUAAAGACUGCAAUGUUCCAUGAAAAAUAUCAACGCACCUCUCCCAUGAGCUACGACAUCGCCUUGCUUGAGAUCAAUGGACGCAUUCACUUUGGCAAGUUGUUUUAUGAGACUAACUUAUGCAAUAUAUCCGCUAUAGAAUCAGAGAUGAACAUAUGUGUGUUUUCUUGACAGAUGAUUUCAUUAAACCUGUUUGUCUGCCUCAUUCUGGUGAGAGGUUUCCACCCAAGACCAUGUGUGUUGUUGGUGGAUGGGGUCGUAUUACUGAGAGAGGGCCACUUCCAUUGGUUCUUCAAGAGGUGCAUCUGGACCUGUUAAAGCAAAGCAAGUGCAAACAUGUCCUGCAAACUCUUAGACCUGAGCAGAAGACCUUCACAGUCCUGUGUGCUGGCCCAGAGAGAGGUCGGAGAGAUGCCUGUCAAGGGGAUUCUGGGGGUCCUCUCCUCUGCCCUAGAGAAGAUGGAAGCUGGGUGGCUGUGGGGGUCACGUCAUGGGGUAAGGGCUGUGGUCGAAGCUGGAAUGACAACAAUUUCAAACCAUCAUCCAAAAGAGGCUCACCUGGAAUAUUCACUGAUGUCUUAAUGUUUCUGUCAUGGAUCAAGUCAAAUCUUAGGAAAGAACUCAGUGUAGGUGUGGAAAGGUCCCUGUGCAGUGUACCAGACGGAGUUGUACCUGGAAAUGAAGGCAUUAUCAGAAAUCCAGCUCAUUCAGGGCAAAGCUACAACCACAAUGAAAUGUGUUUGUGGUCCAUUCGAGUUGCCAUUGGUGAACGUAUUCUUCUGGAGUUCUUGGAGUUUGACUUGGAGAAUGACACACAGUGCCAAAGUGAUCAUCUGACUGUGAAUGUAAAUGAAGACAGGCGAAUAGGGCGGUUCUGUGGCGGUCAACCACCCUCUCCAAUUCUUAUUGGUGGUUCCCAUAGUGUCACAGUACAGUUUGUAUCAGAUGUAAGCAGCACAGGUGCAGGAUUUGCCAUCCAGAUCAGUGGUGUUGGCGAGGAUUUCAGUUUUGGAGCUGAAUGUGGAACAGUGGUGCUGUUAGAGCCCAAGGGGGCUGUGCGGAGCCCCGCCUACCCAAAUGCCUACAGGAACAACAGCCUUUGCCACUGGGUCAUCUAUGCCCCAGAAGGCCACAUAGUCAAGCUUGACUUUGAUGACUUUGACCUUGAGGAGUCAGAAAACUGCCAAUAUGAUUCACUCACAGUGUUCGGAGACAUUGAUGGCAUGGAUGAAAUAGUGGUUGUAUGUGGCAGGAGCGUUCCUCCGGCUGUUCUCAGCUACGGUUCCAUAAUGCUUCUGCAGUUCAGCACAGAUAACACCAUCUCCGCCCGUGGCUUCAUCGCCACCCUUUCUUUUAUCAACGAAAAAGAUCUCCAAAAGACAGCAUAUCAAGAUCAGGGGGAGGAAGCCGAUUAUGACAGCAGAGUUAUCUCGCCACAUUUGCAGGCUGCUCCGUGUGGAAUGACUGAUAUCUUUGCUGGCUCUGGAAUGGACGCCCUGAGGAGAGAAGAGGAUGAUGGGAAACUGCCAUGGCUGUGGCACGUGAGCAUUGGUCUGGGUGCAGGCCACGACUGCAGCGGGGCGAUCAUCCAGUCACAAUGGAUCCUUACUGAUGCACACUGUGUCUAUGACCUGGAAGAAAGACUUCUAAGAAUUGUAUCAGUGACGACAGAAGGCUCAAAGAAACAGACCCGUGAUGUGAUCAGAGUACACGUAAACCCUUAUUACAACCCAUCCUCUCUCGAAUUUAAUGUGGCUUUGCUUCAGUUGAGCUCUCCGAUAAAUCUCAGUGAAAGCACGCAGCCUGUCUGUCUACCCUCUGCUGGACAGGACAUCUCACCCUCCCUCCGCUGCUGGACCAGCCAAAUGUCAGGACAUGGGCAGCACAGACCUGUAUGGCUAAAAAUAUCUGUGCUGGAACGAGCGGUGUGUGAACAACAACACGGAACUAGAUUGACACCUACUUUGUUAUGUGCUGGACUGAGCACUGGAGAAUCAUGCAUGACUCAUUGGAACGGUGGACCUCUCGUCUGUCAGACAAACACAUCUGGGGUUGUUCUGAUGGGAGUGAAGAGUUGGGGAGGACCUUGUGGUGGGAUCCAGAAGCCUGCAGUAUAUUCUUCAGUACCAGCUGUCAUGAACUGGAUCUCAAAGCAUUUGGACACUGAGUGAAAAUCCUGAAUUAGCAGAAUUCAAUAUAUUUUUGUGAAUUAUUUUGUUCUGAAGUCAAAAUGCUCUGUGGUGCAAAAGUCCCUCAGUGGUGAAAAUCAAGUUUUUAAUGUUGUUUAUAUGUCUAUGUUGUGUUUUAAUG
Messenger RNA from Rhinichthys klamathensis goyatoka, 2510 nucleotides. RefSeq names its product ovochymase-2-like. The transcript has 16 exons. Gene Ontology annotation, biological process: proteolysis; acrosome reaction. Gene Ontology annotation, molecular function: serine-type endopeptidase activity. The record is from RefSeq and is a predicted model, not a curated record. Bases 320 to 2371 code for a protein of 683 amino acids. Lineage: Eukaryota; Metazoa; Chordata; Actinopteri; Cypriniformes; Leuciscidae.